Acanthosepion pharaonis is the source of this 939-nucleotide messenger RNA. NCBI's taxonomy places the organism in Eukaryota, Metazoa, Mollusca, Cephalopoda, Sepiida, Sepiidae. The record is from the annotation of a GenBank genome assembly.
AUGUACUUGCUGAUUAUUUGUUCAGUGUGGAUGCAAAUAGCAAACCAGGAAUAUCUCUGCGCAAAACUCGUCCAACCAUUCAAAUAUGGCGCUUUCAAAUUUUUAUUGGUGGUAAUAUUUUUCAUCUAUCUAUCUAUCUAUCUAUCUAUCUAUCUAUCUAUCUAUCUAUCUAUCUAUCUAUCUAUUUCAUAUUUAGCUUUCUUUCUUACUGUAUUUCAUUCAUUUUUUAUUGUUUUCUCGUCUGCUGUUUAUUUUCCUUCCUUUUUUCUUUCUUUCUUUCUUUUCUAUAUUUUUAUCUGUUUUUUUCCCUUUCUUCCUUUCGUCAUGCUUUCUUUUUUAUUUCUUUCCGUCGGUCAUUUCUCCAUCUUUAUAUCACCAUCGCAUCCUUGUUCCUUUAUUUUACAUCCCUUAUUUUUUUUCAUAUUUUCUUUAUUUUUACUUUUUUAUAUCCUUUUUCUUUCUUUCUUUCUUUCUUUUUUCUUUCUUUCUUUCUUUAUUUAUUUCGAGCAUGCUUUAGUUUCUUCUUUUCUCUUUUAUUUAUUUUUCUUUCUCUCAUUAUUUAAUCCUUUUCUUUCAUUCCUCUUUUUUUCUCUUUUUUCGUUCUUUCGUUUACCUUUUAUUCUUUCUUUCUUCGUCCUAUUCUUUCUUUUCUUUUAUCCUUUCUUUUUACCUUUCUUUCUUUUUUCCUUUCUUUGUUUCUCAUUCCUUUCUUUUUGUUUCUUUUUUAUCUCCUUUCUUUCUUCGUUUCCUUCUUUUUCCAUUUUUCAUUCUUCCUUUCUUUUUGGGGGCUCUUUUUUUCUUUUCUUAUCUUCGUAUCUUUUCCCUCUUCAUCGAUUUCUUCUUAGCGAUUCUGCUUUAUUGAUUCUACUUCUGUACCAUUCGCUUUCAUUUUAUCUCUGCUUCUAUCUUUUCACUGAAUUUAAGCAAUGGGUAAACUAA